AAAUUGAAGUUUUCUUAUAUACAUACUGAAUCCAGAAUGGCUCCACCAAUAAUUACCUUGAAACUUCUUCCUGUUAACUUCGUAAAAUUGAAUUUUAUAUAUUCCGGAAUUUAGUUCGACGAACAUGGCUCAAUCAUUAAUUAACGUUAUCAAAAUUUUCUUGCCAAUAAUAAUCAGUGGCAAUGUGCUCGUAUCAGCUUGUUCUAUUAAAGUUUCAUCAGUAAGACAUUCGUCAUCGAAUGUUCCGGUAUUUAAACAUCCGCAUGGUUUCAUUCGUUCUGCAGCCGACGUGGAUCGUCUCCGCGAUGCUAUUAUGAUGGAUGAUCGAAGUGAAAUAAUCAAUAUUUUUAUUAUAAAAAACCUGAACAAUCGACAAUCUUUGCACGAAGAAUAUUUAAAUAAGUAUGGAUCUGAAUUGAGGAGUCUUUGCCAAUCAAAAUUAUCCGGAGAUUUUGGACACCUCAUAACAUCUUUGGCAACACCGCCCUUGUUUUUUCUUGCCAAUGAACUUCAUUAUUUUUUACAAUCAUUUCGUCGCGAUCACAGUACUCUUGAGGAAGUUUUUCGGUAUCACGACGCCGAUAAGAUUAGAGAAGCUUACCAAUCAGAGUAUGGAGUUGAAGUGCAGGAACAUUACAGAAAAUUACCUUAUUCUGUACGACAACGUCUUGAACGUCUUACACCCCUAAUUGAUAGGACUUAUUAUUCAGGCAGCAUUGAAUUAGCCGAUGACCAGGCUAAUUACUAUCGUAUAAAGUUAGUAGAAGCUAAAAACAAAUUAGAUGCACGUCAUUUUACCCGUUUAAUUGUAAUGAUUUUGAACGAUAGAAUACUUGAUAAAGUCAGAAUGACUUAUAGAUAUGUUUAUGGUGAACCACUUGCGAGCAUAACCGAUGAACUUCCCGAAGGAGAUUACCUCGAAGCGAUUUCAACAAUUCUUAGUCCCCCUGGGUCUUACGGAGACGAUGCGAUACCCAACCCUGAUUAUUACAAAAUCAUAAUACCAAGCUAUUCAUUCUGACGAUAAUUAAUUGUCCAGAAUUUAAUUUUAUAUUUUAAUGAAUAAUUAUAAGACUUUUAAUAUAAAUUGAACUUUCAAUCGAACAAAUCCACUGUAACUUUUUUAAAUAAACAAUGAUUGGAU
Microplitis mediator is the source of this 1144-nucleotide messenger RNA. RefSeq names its product annexin A13-like. The record is from RefSeq and is a predicted model, not a curated record. Gene Ontology annotation, cellular component: cytoplasm. Bases 125 to 1021 code for a protein of 298 amino acids. The transcript is spliced from 6 exons. NCBI's taxonomy places the organism in Eukaryota, Metazoa, Arthropoda, Insecta, Hymenoptera, Braconidae. Gene Ontology annotation, molecular function: calcium-dependent phospholipid binding; calcium ion binding.